AAGAACGGAGUAAGUUUAAUUUUGUUUUUCGUAGAAGCAAACUGCUGAGCGCAGGUGGGCCGCGCUGAGAACGAAUCCAAAUACUGUACGAAAGGCGAACUGGCGAAGCAGGUCGGGCUUCAUCGGAUACGAAACGUCGUAAACGCCACGCUAUUCGCCGCGACUCUUCUAGCCUCAGUCUGCGCUCGGCCUCCGCACAGUUGAUACGUGUUAGUGACGCCGUGCUGUGACAUAUUUGACAGUUGUUAUCGUGUUCGUGUUAUGUUUUCGUAUCGGAACUAUGGUCUAUCCCCAUGAAGAUGUGGAGUGAUUUCCAGGGCUCGGGCGGCGGGUGCGGCGCCAAACGGCGAGCCGGAUCCCCGUGCGAGGGCGGCGGCAAAGUCGCGCGCUGGGAAGACUCGAUAGCGCGGCUGGAGGCCGUGGCCGCGGGUGCCGGCGGCGGAGAGUGCUGGCGCGGCGAAGACGAGGAGCGGCGCGCAUGCCGCCGGCGCUGGUGCGGCGGCUGGUGCGGCGCGCACGACACUAUCCGCGCCGAGAACGGCAAGUCCUACCUCGAGCUGGGCGGCGCGGCCGCGCGGGCCUGCUGCGACGGCCGGGCCGCAGGCCGAUGUGCCUCGCGCCGUUGCUAUCGCGAAAGACGCCUAAAGAUGAUGAACCUAUGCGCGCUGAAAUUGGCGCGAUUCCGUCAGACGGCGGAUCCCUCGUUACGGCGCUCGGUGCUCGUGUGCAAUACUUUGCGCGGCAUCGAGCGGGAGAUGGAACGCGAGAGCGCCGAGGAGGCGCCUUUCGAACCCGCGGGCGUUGCGGGUGGUGUGACACGCUGCGAGCUGCUGGGAGCGCGAGACCCUGCCGCCGGGCGCGCCACGCCCUUCCCCGCGGCGGCACCGCCCGACCGAGACUCUGGCUAUGGCGACGAGGAACAGCGCAGCAUCGACUGGGGCUCCGUGCUGAGCCUGUCCUCCCGCUCUGCGCUCGACCCCCCCGAGGAGACGUGGCCCGACGACUGGGGCUGGAGCGAGGACAGUUUCGUGCGGCUCCUGGUGCCGACGAGUUAGUGCAGUGCGCGCGGGCCCGACGCGCCCGCGCCCCCUUGAGCGCCUGUGAUAGGGCGGCGGCCGUGCGGUGGCGAGCCGCGCCGAGCUGACCGCCAGCGCGGCGGCGCCCGCCCCGCGACAUCUAGUCGGCGCCGCGCCGCCGCCCGGCGACGCGACGCAACGCAGUCAGUAGUUAGUAUUAUGUAAUUCACUAUGGGAAGGUGCUAGCUUCGGACGAGACGCGGGACUGUAGCGCGAGCCGAGUUAUUUUUGAUAAGUUUAUUUCUUUAAGUGAAUUCAGAACUUCGACCGAGUGACUUAGCCGAGGACGUUUUGUGCUUUAGAUCCGGACUCGUGUUAGAAAUUUUUGUUGAAAUUAUUGCGUACGAUUAGAUAAAUGCUAUAUUUAUUAUGUUAAAAGAGAUGAUACGAUUAUUUGAGAUUAUUUCUGUCUUGAUAUUUUCUGUAACGUUGUGUCGACCGGCGUGACUAUGGGUUGUGUUCUAUGGUCCCCCGUCUGUUGAAUUGUGGACUUACUGAGUUCAAUUACAGCUAUUUAUAGUUUCUUACCAUAGUACUAGUCCACACUUCAUCGGAACGGGGUUCGGAGGGGGAUGUCAGAAUGUGUAUGGACAUGUGCCGCCAUUCGGUAUGAGCGUCAUGACGCCAAGUGCUCUGCAUCAGCUGACUGCAGAUGUGAACAAUUCAGAACAAACUGUAAUUUAUUAAUCGAUAAGUACUUAAGGAAUCGAUGGACUUUCAUUAUUUCCGCAACUGAUAUUUACAUGGCUAGUCGUCAAUUAUAAAGCCUUAAUAUAAUGAAAGUAUCACGACCGCACUCGAUUGGAAUUUGUUAAAUACUGUCAUGGUUGUACUUAAAUCCAGGAAUUGCCAAUACUCAUGCUCUGUCCAAAUAUACGGCCUUCUAAUUGGUUUUAAAAUACAUUAACUAUUAAGUGUAUAUUAUUUUUAUUGUGAAUAUAAUUUUCACAACCCCAACUACAGUGACGUACAGUUCCUAAUACUUAUCGACUAUUAGUGAAAUUAAUUUUCAAUCCACAAUAGAUUAGAGGGCCGUGCACAGGUCAUGGGUUUUACUUGAUUAUAGACUACUUAAUUAACAUAUUGAAGACACCAAAUUAUACCAGAGCCAUUAGGGACGCUUUGUCGAACGCCUUUCUUAUAAUUUCACUUAUACCUAAAGAAAGAAUAUGUCAAAACUAUUUAGCAGAAAACAUUUUGACGUGUUCGUAUAAAGAUAAAUCCUCCUUCACGGCUCGAGUAUAAUAAACAGCGACAACCCGUCGUUCCUACGAGAGAUCUAGUCAAAAUGGUGCUAUUCCAUUAGAAGCCAAGUCUUCUAUGGCGUGGUAAUGAGGCAUUCUUAUAGGAGCUUCGGGUUGGAUGCUCGCGUCAAAUGGGCAUUAGCCGUGGGCAGCAAAACGUUUUUCACAUAUCAAAGCAAAAAAACGAAUUCAUCAGUUUGGUAUAAAGCUCAAAAAAGUACUCCUUACAGUAAUAUCUAAGUAAAUGCUGAUGAAAUCAGUUUUCAGACCAUCGAUUAAGUGAAAACUAAUAUAUAAAUCAAGUAAUUUUUGUAUCAGAUGCGAAAUGAUUUUGUGGCCCACGCGUUAAUCUGUGUGUCAUCAGGAUUUGCGGUCGGAUUUGCUGCGGGAACAUCCAUUUUAGUUCAGUUGACAAUUAUUUUUGUAUAAGUUAUCACUAUGAACUGUUUUCUAACUAUUCCUGUUGUCAAAUGUGAGAGAGACCAUUGGGUUAUCAUAUAGAGAAGUAAUAACUACUAAUAGGCGAUAAUCAUACAAAACAUGACGCUAUCAUUAACUCUUGGUCUCUGUCAACUUGACGGACCUCUGAUGGCACACGCCCAUCGCAUACACGGAAUUGCGACUACAUGGACCAAACAUACAUAGCACGAAGUAAUAGAACAAAGUACAAAUUCAAUAAGUAAGAUGCAUUAGUGCUCCGGCGCAUGUUUGUCCACCGUUGUCAAUUAAUCUAAUAUUUGAAUUGUGAUUCGGUAGCUAAUGAGAGAAAACUAUCUUAAAUUUAGUGUAAAUAUAAAAUUUAUGGAGAUGGGCAUUAUACCGCGGUGAUACGCGGUUGUAAAUAAAUUAUGUAAAUUAAUAAUUAUAUCAUUUAUCACAUAACAGCUCCUGGUCCUUCGAAUUCCGUUUUGUUUAAAUUCAAACCUCAAUCAACUAUAAGAGCUAUUAGCUCUUACAGUUGAUUGCAUGCAUUUGAACAGAUAUUCCUUAUGUCACAAAUAUUGCCAGUACUCAGAUAUAUAGUUAGAAUUCAAAUGAGUUGUGAACUCGAGAUGCACAUAUGUUUAACUGGUUUCCCUUACCUUCCAUAGAUUUUCGUUCAUAUGUCCGUAUGAUUGGUUGUGAUGGUUUACUUAAGUAAGUUAUAGAAAUAAUCUUUAUCACCUUGUACUGAUGAAGUGUCGCACACUCAUUGAUAUUAAAACUGUAAGUACUUAAUACGUAAUUUUUAAUAAGCAGAAACAAAAUUCUAAACUGUAUAAAUCCGUAUCGAUGAAUGUGCGAUACGAAUAAUCCAAUCUGAAUGCUUGCAAUCGUGUACAAAUUCAUUGACUGUCCUGUCAUAGUGUACAGUGUGUAAAAUAUGCAUCGAAAUUUUGUGAACCCUUCUAGUAAUUGUUAUUGAUUUAACUUCGGACGUCUAAGAAUUUAAUUCAAUUUCAUACUGGCAUGAAGCAAUUGUGUUGUGAAGACAGCAAUAAUUAUUGUGCGAGUCAUCCGUCUAGUCGAGGACGUUUCAAAAACGUACCCGGCGGCAUCAUACGUAAACUUUGUAAAAAUCGUGUAAUUUCCUUAGUGUUUUCAUUGCCAUUCGUUACCAAAUAUGACAGGAUUUAUAACUUGUAUAGAACAAUUCGUUAGGCGAUAGCGUACUCAAUUUCGGACACUCGGGCGCACAUCGAAUUGUUAACGUUCCUUAAUAGAGUUCCGAAAUUGUUUCUCUAUAAUCUAACGUAAAGAUAAUGUAAUAUAUUGUUUAAGCUGUUGUGUCGGAAAUAACAAGAACAGGAAUAAUUUUGUGAAACAAUGGCACAAAGAAUGAACAUAAAUAUUAUAUAUAUUAUAGAAACAGAAAUGUGGCUAUAAGAACAAUUUUUAUAAUAAAU
Messenger RNA from Pieris brassicae (large cabbage white), 4206 nucleotides. RefSeq lists its product as uncharacterized. The record is from RefSeq and is a predicted model, not a curated record. NCBI's taxonomy places the organism in Eukaryota, Metazoa, Arthropoda, Insecta, Lepidoptera, Pieridae. The coding region runs from base 294 to 1055 and encodes 253 amino acids. Gene Ontology annotation, cellular component: nucleus. The transcript is spliced from 2 exons. Gene Ontology annotation, molecular function: transcription regulator activity.